AUGGGCGACCCGGACAAGCCCCUGGGCUUCGCCAUCGACGAGAUGUCGCGGGAGGGCGUGCCGGCGUACCUCGACGUCCAGGCGACGAGCCAGGUGGACCCGCGCGUGCUCGACGCCAUGCUGCCCUACCUCGUCGGGUCCUUCGGCAACGCCCACUCGAAGACCCACUCCUUUGGGUGGGAGUCGGAGGAGGCCGUGGAGACCGCGCGCGAGCAGGUGGCGACGUUGAUCGGCGCGAAUCCGCGCGAGGUCGUCUUCACGUCGGGCGCCACGGAGAGCAACAACAUGUCGAUCAAGGGCGUCGCCCACUUCUACGGCAAGAAGAAGAAGCACAUCGUGACGACGCAGACGGAGCACAAGUGCGUCCUCGACAGCUGCCGGGUCCUCGAGACCGAGGGCUUCGAGGUCACGUACCUGCCCGUGGAGCGGGCCACGGGCCUCGUGAACCUCGAGGAGCUCGAGGCCGCCGUGCGGCCCGGGGAGACGGCCCUCGUGUCGGUCAUGGCCGUGAACAACGAGAUCGGCACGCUCCAGCCGCUCAAGGCCAUCGGCGCGAUCGCGAAGAAGGCCAAGGCCUUCUUCCACACGGACGCGGCGCAGAUGGUCGGCAAGCUGCCCUUCGACGUCGACGACGUCGGCGCGGACCUCGUGUCCAUCUCGGGCCACAAGCUCUACGGGCCCAAGGGCGUCGGCGCGCUCUACGUCCGGCGGCGGCCGCGCGUGCGCCUCGAGCCCGUCUUCUCCGGCGGCGGCCAGGAGCGCGGCCUGCGGUCCGGCACGCUGCCGACGGCGCUCUGCGUCGGGCUGGGCGCCGCCGCCGACGUGGCGGCGCGCGAGCUCGACAACGACAUGGCGCACAUCGCCAGGCUCUCGAAGCGGUUGAUGGACGCGGUCGACGAGCACAUCCCCGAGGUCGUGCUCAACGGCCACCCGACGGCGCGCCACCCGGGCAACGUGAAUCUGUCCUUCGCGUACGUCGAGGGCGAGUCGCUGCUCAUGUCCAUCAAGAACAUCGCCGUGAGCAGCGGCUCCGCGUGCACGUCCGCGUCCCUGGAGCCGUCGUACGUGCUCCGCGCCAUCGGCGUCUCCGAGGACCUCGCGCACACGUCCAUCCGCUUCGGCAUCGGCCGCUUCACGACGGAGCAGGAGCUCGACUUCGCCGUCGACCUCCUCAAGACCCACGUCGGCCGCCUCCGCGACAUGUCGCCGCUCUGGGAGCUCGUCCAGGAGGGCGUCGACCUCUCGACGAUCAACUGGACCCAGGACGCGGCGCACCACCACCACUGA
Molecule: messenger RNA, 1287 nt
Organism: Aureococcus anophagefferens
Lineage: Eukaryota; Pelagophyceae; Pelagomonadales; Pelagomonadaceae
Exons: 1
Coding region: 1-1287 (428 amino acids)
Biological process (GO): [2Fe-2S] cluster assembly
Cellular component (GO): mitochondrion; cytosol
Molecular function (GO): cysteine desulfurase activity; pyridoxal phosphate binding
Source: RefSeq, a predicted model, not a curated record